GUGGACGAAAAAAUUUUUUUUCGGAUUAAUGCUUCUCUGGAUCGUCAUAAAAAAAGUUGAUCCAAACCAAUGUCUGACUGCGAUUGACGAAGUAAAUCCUAAAAGAUACGCUAUUCUAGAUGGUAAAUACAUAGACAUUUACUUGGAAAUAUCCCGAAGAGUAACGCAAAGACUUGUCACUAGGGUAACAAAGAUAUUUUUACAAGAAGUUUUAGGAUAUCCUGAUGUAGUUAUUGUUGAAAAAGAAGACGAAUCCAACAUAACUGCAACAUUUUCCAGAUUAUACAAUCCUCGCAGUCUCAGAACUCCUGAAUCAAUGGUCAACAUGGAAGUUUGGGUACCUCCUCAAAUAGACAUCAAAGCGUUACGGACCAAGCAUGAUGUAUUGGAAGCUGGCGUGGUUAGAUCACCAGGGUACUUGGGUUGGUUUAUACCAGCAAAAUUAUUUAAAAUAAAUGAUAGUAGCUGGUUGACUUUUACAAAACAAGAGACAGCUGGCCGCUUUGACGUUGACGAUUUUAAUUUGAAAAAAAUCAUGAGUGCUACUUUGAAAUCUGAAGAAGAGUACUACUGUCAAGAAGAAUUUUGUCAAAAGGGAAUGUACAUUCCCCCUCAGUGUCAAUCUUACAAGAAAAAUGUACAACCUUGUGCUCUGUUACUUUCUGAUUAUUCUUACGCGACAAAGUUUAUAAAAAAUCACAUUGAUCAUUGGAAGUUGUAUGUAAAAGUUGCUUGGGUAGGUCCUCAUUUGAGACAAAUUGUCAAGUCUUUAACAAAAGAAUACUUGUUACCAAAUACGUCCCAACCUACUAAGUCUUUGGUAAUUUUGCAUUGGACGCCUAGUUACAUUAUACCAAAUCAGAGAGAAUUUGUUAACGUCGACUUUCCAAAAUGUGGGUCUCGAGGUUAUUCUGAAGGAUGUGAGUAUGAAUUACGAAGAUUGGAAAAAUUUGUGUGGAAUGAAUUGGAGCUCACAGCCAAAUUAGCUUUUGAAGCAAUCAAUCGAAUUCAAUUUUCGGAUGAAAUGUAUGAAAAUCUAAUUAAUAGUUAUAAUGAAAAAUUGGUGAAUAACUUCAAUAAUUUAUACAAGUCAUCGGUUAUCGAACAUGAAGUAGCUUGUGACUGGUUGAAAAAAAAUUUAAAUUAUACUCUAUUAAACUGGAAGCCUGUCAAUGAAAAUAAAAAUAUGCUGGUAGUUGGAGGUAUUUUUCCGAUGACUGGUAGUUUUUAUACAGCUAAAUCUAUCGUUUUGGCAGCAAAAAUGGCUAAAAUAGCUAUUAAUCAAAAUAGUACCGUUUUACGAGAUUAUAAUUUAAAUAUGCUGAUAGGUGAUGGGCAGUGUAAGUCAGAAAUGGUUUUAAAAUCAUUUAUUGAAUACCUUCAGCAUCCCAAGUAUCAACAAAUGAUUGGAAUUCUCGGACCUGCUUGUUCAGAAACAAUAGAGCCUCUUGCUGGGGUAUCAAAUCAUUAUCCUUUUGUAAUUAUGAGCUACUCUGCCGAGGGUUCUAGUUUAAAUGACAGGACAAGAUACCCAUACUUUUUCCGAACUAUUGGAGCAAAUCGACAAUACAAAUACAUGUACUUAGAGUUGUUGAAAAAAUUCAAUUGGCAAAGAGUCGCAGCAUUUUCUGAAGAUGGUUUAAAAUAUACAGAGUAUAUAUCAUACAUGCAAGAUUUGCUAAGAGAAAAUGGCAUAACUUUUGUUGCCAAUAUAAAAUUUCCAAGAGAGGCACAACUAGAAUUGUUAACCAAUCAUUUGGAGGAUCUUAAACAAAAACGAGCAAAAAUAAUAAUAUCUGAUGUUUACGAUCCAGUAGCUCGAUUUAUCAUGUGUAAAGCUUAUAAACUAAAAAUGACUGCUAUUCAGGGUUACGUAUGGUUCCUUCCGCCAUGGCUACGAAACGAUUGGUUUGACACUGAUUCAUAUAAUAGUCGAGGCGAAAAUACACCUUGUUCAACUGUUGAAAUGAAAGAAGCUAUCAAUGGCUAUUUAGCCAUUUCUCAUGCAAAUUUUGCGCCUGAUAAUAAUAUUAUGCAAGAAGGAAAAACGGUACGGCAAUGGCGCGAUAUAUAUGAAAGAAAUUGUGCUUCUCAAAAAGAAUCCCCAUCGCCUUACGCUGGAUAUGCUUACGACGCCAUGUGGACCCUUGCUUUAGCAGCUGACCAAUUAUUAAAAGAGAACCAAAGCUAUGUUUUUGAGCUCCAUUCGGAACGUACGAUAAAACGACUCACUGAAAUUGUAUCCAAGACUGACUUCAACGGGGUUUCCGGUAGGAUUAAAUUUGUAGAAGGGCCAUCACGAUUUCCUGUGAUCAACAUUCGUCAAAACAUUGAUGGAAAAACUCAAACAGUUGGAUAUUUUCAUCCAAACAUCUCGGAAGAAACAAAUUUAGUUAAAGGAGGAAAUUUAGUUUUAAAUACCACUGACAUUAAAUGGCUAUUUGGAAAGAUACCAGAUGAUGGAUCAUUUUCACCAUACGAUUGUAAUUUUCCAUUGAUUGCUGGAAUUUUUGAUCUUUCGUGUGAAGGUUCAAAUGUAGUUUUCAUUGUCGCAAUAUUCAUGCUUUUUUUCAUGUUGAUUAGCAUUCUGUUUUAUAUUUGGAAAAGACGCUAUGACAAAAGGUUAAUGGAACAAGAAAUUCUCAUGAAAUCUUUAGGUAUUGAUCUCGAACAAACUUACGAUUCAGCAAGUCUUGAUAAAUGGGAAAUACCGAGAGAAAAUGUUGUUAUCAAUCGGAAAAUUGGCGAAGGGGCAUUCGGAACCGUGUAUGGAGGUGAAGCAUUCUUUGAUGGAAAAGGAUGGCUUGGUGUUGCUGUUAAAACGUUAAAAAUUGGGAGCAGUACUGAAGAAAAACUCAAUUUUUUAAGCGAAGUAGAAGUAAUGAAGAGAUUCGAUCAUAAAAACAUUGUUCAGUUGUUAGCAGUAGUAUUAAAAAAUGAACCGGUGCUAACGAUCAUGGAGUUUAUGCUUUACGGUGAUUUAAAAACGUAUUUAUUGGCUCGACGGCAUUUAAUUAAUAAAAAUCAAGAUCAUAAUUCGAAAAUUCACGAAGACAUGAGUGAAAUAUCGAACAAAAAGUUAACUGCAAUGGCCCUCGAUGCUGCAAAAGCAUUAAGCUAUUUAGCUCAACUAAAAUAUGUGCAUAGGGAUGUUGCCUCUCGAAAUUGUCUUGUAAAUGAUCAACGAGUAGUCAAACUAGGCGAUUUUGGUAUGACCAGGCCCAUGUAUGAAAACGAUUACUAUAAAUUUAGUAGAAAAGCCAUGCUUCCGGUUCGAUGGAUGGCUCCUGAAUCCUUAGAGCUAGGAGUUUUUACACCGGCCUCAGACAUAUGGUCUUAUGGUGUUCUGUUGUACGAAAUUAUAACGUUUGGAAGCUUUCCUUUCCAAGGAAUGAGCAACAAUCAAGUUCUUACGUACGUGAAAUCUGGAAAUUCCUUAGUAGUACCAAAGGGUGUUAAAUCACAAUUAGAAGACUUAAUGGUAUCUUGUUGGUCAAAGGAUCCUUCUAAAAGACCAACAGCACCAAAAGUUGUAGAAUUUUUGACAAAUUAUCCUCGAGUGAUUGCACCAAGUCUUGAUGUUCCUCUUGCAAGUGUACAACUUGAACACACCGGUCAGAUAGAAAUGCGCAUGGAUUCAACAAACAGGCAACCAUCAUUCCCGUGGUCAGAAGAGGAUGCACGUUGUCAAAUUGGAAGUAACCUACCAUUGGUUAAUAUAAGUAAUUCCUUUUCGAAAAAUGAAAACGUUAAUGAUAUGAUAGGAAUUGAGUGUGUGUCUGAUUUAGAGAGUACAAAACCAUUGCUUAGUAUAAAAACAGAUUCUGUUCCCAGUACUAGUAGCAAUACAAGUUUAAAUUACGUCAACAUGCCACAAAGUUUCUCUCGCGUACACUUUUAGUUGUGCCUCACAGAAAUUUUAUCAUAUAUAGCAUACCUGUAAGUGAAUGUAAAUCACGUUUGAAAAUGAAAAGUAUGAAUGAUUUAUAAUUGUUGUGAGAUACCAACUUACAUCUACGAUAUAAAAAUAUUUUUAUGUCAGCACAUGCCACGAAAAAAAAUUUCAGGAUAACGUAUAAGAAACAUUCCUAACAGAAACAAAAUCUUAUCUAGCUUUUACUGUAAGUAUAGAAAUAUUAAAAUCUAAGUCACUCUACCACUUAAUUUAUAAGUUUUAAGCCCGUAUAUGUAUGUAUAUAUUGACGUCAGAUUUCUUUAUAGUCAAUUUCUUAAAAGUUAAUCAUCCAUUAAUAUGGUUACUUUAUACACAAAUGAUUUAUUGUUAAAAUUCAAGACUGAUUGUAAAUAAAAACUGUAGUUUACUAGUACAACUAUUGAAUACUGUGACAUUAAGAUUCUAGCGUUACUUCUAAUUCAAGUUUAUUCCAAAUUAUAUAUGACCAUGACAGACACGUGCAAUAUCAAGAUUCUUAAUAAUUCAAAGUUCUUACUAUUUUGAAAAAGAAUUUUUUGCAAUAUUAAUAUAAUUUUUAUUAAUACAAAAUUUUUAGGAAUAUUUACGAUAAAAUAUAAGUUUUUAUUUAAUUUAAAUUUAAAUUUGAGAUAUGUAACUUAUAAUAAUACUAUAGUACUACAACAAUAAGGCCAAAAAUAUGUGGAUGUAUGAAUAUACAAUUGUAUCCUUGGCAGUGAUUAAUAUAUUUACUCAAAGUUUAUAAAUUAGUAGGUCAUACUUCAGUCGCUAAAAUCACUUUGGUUAAAUUGAGCUGUUGUUUCUAAAAAUAAUCGAAGUUACUCUACCACUCAAAUAUACAUUCAUCGUACGAAAUUUUUCUUACUUAAUAUUAAUAGAAUAUGUUUGUUUUAGUUUUACAAAUGGAUAUUCUUUGUUAAAAAUGGCUGUGAUGUAUAAAUGAUAUUUAAAAAGAAUGAAAUAUAUUUUUAUAUACAUGUAUAACUUAAAACGAUAGCACUUAAUACACUGAUUUUAUUUUAAGAACCCUUAUGAAGCAUACAAAUCUGUAAAAAAAAAAAAGAACG
Molecule: messenger RNA, 5001 nt
Organism: Copidosoma floridanum
Lineage: Eukaryota; Metazoa; Arthropoda; Insecta; Hymenoptera; Encyrtidae
Biological process (GO): protein phosphorylation; multicellular organism development; positive regulation of kinase activity
Cellular component (GO): signaling receptor complex; plasma membrane
Molecular function (GO): ATP binding; transmembrane receptor protein tyrosine kinase activity
Source: RefSeq, a predicted model, not a curated record